AUGACCGUCAACGUGGUUCGCCUCUCGCGCAUGUCGAGAGAGACACUUCGGCGUCAUUCUCAAUAUGUUGGAAAAGGGACCCCGACGCUCGGAAUUCGGCGCGAAACGAUUAACGCUUGGGAGAGGAGAGCGCCGCUCGCCCCGGUUCACGUCAAGAAGUUGACGAAGAAGGGUGUCCGCGUUCUGAUCCAGCCCAGCAAUCGUCGUGCUUAUCCCAUCCAGAAUUACAUCGCUGCUGGUGCAAUCGUGAAGGAGGACCUUAGUGAGGCUCAGUUGAUCAUUUCGGUGAAGCAGGUCCCGAUUGAUCAGCUGAUCCCCGACAAGACUUAUGCGUUUUUCUCGCACACCAUCAAGGCCCAGCAGGACAACAUGGAGAUGUUGGAUACGAUCCUGCAGCGGAAAAUCCGGCUCAUCGACUACGAGAAGAUCUGUGAUGAGCGUGGCAAGAGGAAAGUGAUGUUCGGCAAAUGGGCUGGAUAUGCCGGCUUUAUCGAUAUUUUGCACGGACUUGGGCUGCGUCUUUUGGCACUUGGUCAUCACACUCCAUUUUUGCAUCUCGGGCUUGCUCACAACUACUCCGAUAGCCACAUGGCCGUCAAUGCCAUCCGGGAUAUCGGCUAUGAGAUCGCCCUAAAUAAGAUGCCGCGUUCCCUCGGACCACUGAUCUUUGUCUUCACCGGCUCCGGAAAUGUGUCACAAGGAGCUCAAGAGCUGUUUGAACACUUGCCCCAUGAGUUUGUUGAUGUUGCCACGCUGCCAAAGGUUGCGCAGAAAGGAAGCCUGAACAAAGUCUAUGGUUGCGUUGUUACCCGUGCUGAUCAUAUGGUCCCGAAACACGGUGGUGUCUACAAUAAGCAAGAAUUUGAAGAGAAUCCGGAGCUCUAUACUUCAAAGUUUGCCACCGAGAUUGCUCCCUACGCUUCCGUGAUCAUCAACGGCGUCUACUGGGGUGUGAACACGCCGCGUCUCAUGACCAUUCCAGAUGCUAAGAACCUGCUGACGCCUAUCCAAAAGUACGAUGCCCCUGGUACCCCGACCCUGCCCCACCGUCUGAUCGCUCUGUGCGACAUUUCCGCUGACCCAGGAGGCUCGAUCGAGUUCAUGACCGAAUGUACAACCAUCGACAAGCCCUUCACGAUUUACGACGCCGAUUUCAACAAGAGCACGGAUAGCUUUGCUGCCUCGUCUGGCUGUCUCGUGUGUUCCAUCGACAAUAUGCCCGCCCAGAUGCCCGUUGAGGCGACUGAGCAGUUCGGAAACCUGCUCUUCCCAUAUGUUAUUGAUAUGCUGAACUGCGCUACCGACAUGCCCCUCGAUCGCCUUCAAUGCGCGCCAGAAGUCAAGCGGGCCAUCAUUACGGAUUCUGGGGAACUGACGCCGGAUUACGAAUACAUUGAUGAUUUGCGGAAGCAGAAGGCUGCACAAUCGCUACACAAGGCUCGUGCUGUUGGCACAAAUGACAAGAAGGUGUUACUCCUGGGUGCUGGGAUGGUCGCCGGUCCCGUAGCCGAUUUCUACUCGCGCCAAUCAAAUGUGUUGCUUACUGUCGCCACCGAAUCACAAGCCGAUGGGCAGAAGCUCUGCGUCGCCCCCAAUAUUUCCAAUAUUGUGGUUGACGUGAACACGGAGCAAGAUAUCUUGUCCAACCUUAUCAAGGAACACGAUCUGGUUGUCUCCUUGCUACCCUUCACUUUCCACCCGGCUGUCGCGAAGAUGUGCAUCAAGCACGGGCGUAACAUGUGUACGUCGAGCUACGUGUCGCCCGAACUCCAGGAACUGCACAAAGCUGCCCGUGAUGCUGGCGUGACGAUCAUGAACGAGAGUGGACUUGAUCCGGGAAUUGAUCAUAUGUUGGCUAUGGAGUGCUUCGACCGGGCUCACGACCACGGCGGCAAGGUGACGUCAUUCGUUUCGUUCUGCGGCGGACUCCCAGCCCCCGAAUGCUCGGACAACCCGCUUCGCUACAAGUUUAGCUGGUCGCCCAAGGGUGUCCUCAUGGCCCUUUUGAACCCGGCUCGUUAUCUUAUGGACGGAAAGAUUGUGGACAUCAAGCCGGGGAAGGUGGUCGACAACUUGUACCCCAUCGACUUCAUGCCCGGUUUCAACCUGAUCGGCUUCCCGAACCGUGACUCCACCAAAUACGCUGACAUCUACGGCUUGGGCCCAGAGUGCAAGACGUUACUCCGCGGGACCCUGCGUUUCAAGGGCUUCGUUGAGACGGCAAAGGCUCUCGAUGCGGUCGGCCUGCUAAAUUCCAACAGCCAAGAGGUGUUCAACUCCAAGAUGGGGCCGGACCUUACCUGGAAAGAACUAUUGGCCAGCCUGCUGAACCAGCCACAAGAUAUUUUCCCUGAAUCGCUGCACCACAUUGCUGCUGAACACAUUGGAAAGGGCAAUAAGGAUGGCCUGCGUUCAUUGGUCGAGCUUGGGCUGUUCUCGGAUGUCGUCGCGGAACGACACGGAUCAGCCAUCGACACGCUUGCUCCUUACUUGGCUAAGGUCCUUGCUUUCAAAGAAAAUGAGCGGGAUCUGGUUUUGCUCAACCACGAUAUCGGCGUACAGCUUCCGGGUGGCACUCAGGAGAAACAUAGAAUCAGCCUUGUGGCAUACGGCGGCGAAAACGGGUUCUCGGCAAUGGCUCGUACAGUGGGCUACACCUGUGCAAUCGUCUCUCAUAUGAUCCUUGAAGGUGAGAUCCAAAGGGAGGGCGUGCUGCGGCCGGUCACCAAAGAAGUCUACCGCCCGGUGCUGAAACGUCUCGCCGACUUUGGCAUCACGGCCACGCACACAACCACGUUUGUCGCUUUGCCAGUUCGAUUUCGGCUUUUCAGGAAAUCGCCGAUGUCGAUC
This is a messenger RNA of Mesorhabditis spiculigera, 2850 nucleotides long. The record is from the annotation of a GenBank genome assembly. Lineage: Eukaryota; Metazoa; Nematoda; Chromadorea; Rhabditida; Rhabditidae.